UCAAAGUAGUCAUGCACGCACGCACCGUGCGCGUUCUCAUUCUAUACCGGGCCCUCGAACCAUGAAGUCUGUCAUUCGCCUCAUAAAAAGGGAAAAGGAAACGCCAGAAGAUACGCUUCCUCCCCCAGACGCAGCCGCACAACGUCAGCAGGAAGCGCUUGGGAAAGCUAUUACCUUUGGCUUCAGAAGAAAAGCCGCACGAUCGAGACGCCGAAAAGCCACGCGGGAAAAACAAACAGCAGCCGCAGAGCCAGUUCCUGAACCAGCCAGAGAACCUGCACCAGCAGAGGAGUCCACACCCCUAGCUCUCAUCUGCCUCGGAGUUUGCGUGAUCGGCUCCUUCGUUUUAAUACUCAUCAUUCUACUUUUUUCGCGCCAACUCGCGGAUCUCGUCCGUCUCGGAGAAGAUCGGCGCAGUUGCCGAGGUGCCGACUGUCUGGAAGCCAAGCGAAUCAGCCAGAAAAUGAACUCUGACAAGAUCGAGCCCUGCUAUGAUUUCUAUCUCUAUUCCUGCGGCGCAUGGUUUGAAACACACACCACAAGCACGUCGUCCAUCGACGUUUUAAGCAACAUUGUCAUGAGCAGCCUGAAUCGAACCAUUUACGAGCACGUCUUAGGGGAUCCGAACAAAGACAGAUUUCAUGGCAUGGUCACCUUCUACAGGUCCUGCUACGAGUUUCAGAGGGAGAGACACCCAAUGCCAGUGCUGCAGCCACAAAUCUUCGAAGCCCUGGGAGUGAUAAUGCGGGAAUGGAUUAGACAAACCGAUCACGCCUCGAUUCUGGACUCUAUUGUGCGCUUGUCAAUGACCAAGGGAAUCGACACCAUAUAUUCCAUAAAGUUCGUCGACGACGAUGGUCUGGUGAGGCUCAAGUUGGCGCCGGCUGUUUCGGUCAGAAGGAAGCUGUUAUAUGACGACGAAGUCGCCACACACACUUACUUCGAGAUAUAUAUGGAAGGCUUCAUGUAUCAUGUUGACAGAAACUUCUUCGACUUAAACCUUCAGUACACGCUACUCGCAAUCGAUAGCGACUAUGACGAUGCCGUUGGGUUCGACGAUGACAUCGUCACAGAAGUUGUUGACGUUACUAGUUUAACCGAAGUAGCCGGCGUACUGACUGUAAGCGACUGGAUUUCAGCUCUUAAUCGGGGUAUUCAAGAUGACAAUAGAAAGCUGAAACCGACUGAUAAGGUUCUAAUGAUCAACCGCCAAGGUGUGCGGAGAGUGACAGAGUUGCUUUUCAGGCAAAGUCCAUUACAUCUCGCGCUCUACGUGAUUCUCCAAGCGUCUGGCAACAUGCUACGGUUUGACUUCAAUCGUGUCCUGAGUCCACAUCAUACUUGCCUCCUCCACACGUAUGAAGCCUUCGACAGCGCAUUCACGACCCUAGUUGCCAACACUUACGUGGGACAGUCCCGAAUCCGUUACUUCCGGGCAUUCUUCGAGCGCGUUCGUAGCCAAAUGGUCGAAGAUCUCUCAACAAAACUGUGGUUGGAUGCACCCACAAGGAGAACGACGCAGGUUCGAGUUCAGGCCGUCGGACUCGAGAUGAUCCUGCCCGAUACAGCAGGCCUGCUGUUACGCACCCCCCAAAUGGGUAGCAACUUUUUGAAGAACUAUGUCGCAAUGUUAGGGCACCACAAACGGGAAAUCAAUAAGUUUCCGAGACGUAGGGGAACAUCAGUGGGACGAGAUUAUAGAGAAUCCCUGAUCCGUGGCUGGGCGAAAUAUGUGGCAGAUCGCAACGUCAUCACAGUACCAACAACAAUGCUUAUGGCUCCAGCGUUCUACGACAUUGAUGAAGACUCUUUCAUCAACUACUCGGCAGUGGGGUCCACCUUCCUCCAGUUGCUUUCCACAGUGAUAACCGGAGAGGAUGAAUACGUUACGCCGUUGUGGCUCAGACAGGCACAAGACAUCUACAACAGCAGCGUGACAUGUUACACGAACCAGUUCACUAACCUCCAUAAAGACAAGCGGACUCUGGUGCCCCAGGAGAGGAGUCUUCUCUUCGCUACAGCGCGAAGCGUCCUCCUUGCGUACCGCUUCGCGAAUCCUCCAGACACGUUAGCCAGGAAGUUGUUCUUUGGACGACUUUGUCAGCUUCGGUGCAAUACCGACUUCGACACUUCACCAGCGAUACUCCCCGCAAGGGCGCUGUGCGACUUCGCGCUACAGAACAUGCCCUCCUUCUUCGAGACGUUUAAGUGCUCUGACAGCGACCGGAUGAAGCCUCAAUCAACCUGCAAUAUUAUCUGAUCCACUUUAAUGGACCUUUUAAUUGGAAGCUAUUGUUUAAAUAUCUCUUUAUAUCCGCAGUAUUUUUCUAUCUUUCCUCCAUUGACCAGUUUACGAUAUGUUCGCAACCAACCUGAUAAAGUUUCCUGACCGAUAAAGGCAGAGUAGGCUUUUUUAUUUUGUGGUAUUUUUUUUUCUUGCUAGCGCCGCGAAGCAACUGUGGCGUGAGCGGUGGUAGCGUCCCGCCCGGUGGUAGCGAAGGUCGUGCUGAGGUGGUGGGUUGGAAUCCUACCACCGGCUGUGUUGUCUGGGGUUUUCCCUGGGUUUUCCGAAGACCUUCCAAGGCAGAUCCCCUGAAGUCGACCCAGGACUCAUACUAACCCCCUGUCCCCCACUUCUUGCUGGUGUCCUUCUCUCCACCUGCGUACAUCUGUACGCUGCUCUUAGCCACAGUUGUUUUAGUAGAGCAGCUAGUUUCUAUUUGCUUCUUUCUAUACCAGCACCGUAGCGUUAGAUAUUCGUGGCUCUAAGAGCUGGGCAGGGAUCGCCCCACUUCCCUAAUGCCCUCUUUAAAAUCUUGCAACCGUAAAGAGAAGAAAAAGAAAUAAAAACCUGACACGAGCAUA
This is a messenger RNA of Ornithodoros turicata, 2865 nucleotides long. Its product is annotated as neprilysin-1-like. Lineage: Eukaryota; Metazoa; Arthropoda; Arachnida; Ixodida; Argasidae. Gene Ontology annotation, cellular component: plasma membrane. Gene Ontology annotation, biological process: protein processing. Bases 62 to 2260 code for a protein of 732 amino acids. Gene Ontology annotation, molecular function: metalloendopeptidase activity. The record is from RefSeq and is a predicted model, not a curated record. The transcript is spliced from 5 exons.